AUGGGCGGCGUCAACGAUGGGCGCCUUCCAGUUGACCCAGGCGCCCGCGGCUGCUAUUGCUGCUGUCCCCUUCUGGGAUCCGCGCGCGCUCCAGGUGCGGGGGGGGCUAUCUUCGCUGAGGGCGAUGCCCAGGCCAUGGCCUCCUCAAUGGCGACGCCGAGCCCUCCGCUUCAGUCUGCACCCCCAGUGCCGUCGAGGUGCCUCGCCGUGGUGCCGCCGGACAUCGCCGCCCUCGCUGGCCACUGGGUGGGGCUGGAGGGCGAGAGCGUUGCCUGGGUCGAGGGCAACAGCGUGAUCUGGCCGGACGCCUCGCGAAGCGCGCUGGAGCCGGCCGAGGGCGGGGGCUUCCGCGUCUGCUUCGGCGGCGCCACGCUGCAUGCCCGGGCCGCCUCCAGCGGCCGCCUGGAGUGGGACGACGGCGACCUCUGGCUGCGGGGUGCCCCGCAGCGGGGGCCCUCUCCGGCCCCGCCCGCCGCCGCUGCGCUGGGGCAGCCGCCCAGCGAGCGUGGCGCGCCGGGUGGCCUCGGCGGAGGCUCGGCAGCACGCUGGUUGCUGGACGGGUUGCUGGCGCAGGCCAGCGCGCUGCGGUGCGACAGGGAGCGGCUGCGGGCAGACCUCGAGCGCGUCGAGGCGCAGCUCAGCCAAGUGGAGGACGCAAUCGCUGCAGAGCGAGCUGGCGUUCUUUGUCGAGCUGGCGCUCUUCGUCGUUCCUCGCUCGGCGUGGAUCUGGAGGCAAGCUCGGAAGCGCUGCCUCCAGCACCUGCGCCCGCUGGGUCUGACGAGGUCUCGGCCGAGGCCCUGCGGGAGGCGCUGCGCGAGCAGUGUGGGCUGCAGCGUGACGUCUUCGCCCCGGCGUUCGAUCACAGGUACUCGGGCUCGUCUUGCAGCAUGAGCCGCCGAGGAGAGGAGCCCUACAUCGUUCCAGGCUCUGGCUGGCAGAAGCUGGGGUUAAUGGUAGAUGGUAAGUACAAAGAUGGAGAGUGGCUGGACAAGUGCAAGUGGCCUGUGGUCUACCACGGAACGUCUGCGAGCCCUGGCGUCGUUUUUGGCAUUCAUCGACAGCGGCUUCAAGAUUAG
This is a messenger RNA of Prorocentrum cordatum, 1077 nucleotides long. Lineage: Eukaryota; Dinophyceae; Prorocentrales; Prorocentraceae. The record is from the annotation of a GenBank genome assembly.